ACCGAGUCUGAAGCGUCAUUAUUUAUUUCCGUUCCGCCAUACUUGUCCGACCCAUGCUGUUGGUGAGCGAGUAGCAGCACCAAGUGGAGUCUCUCUAAUUAAUCCUCUCUACAGAGUUUCUUUACCUUUCGUCAGGAUGCAGAUAUGCGGCGUAUGCAGCGAACAAGCCAUAAAAUACAGAUGUCCAGGCUGCAGAGUAAGAUAUUGUUCCCUUGGCUGUUACAAGCGACAUAAAGGAGACGCAUGUCUGUAUGCUGUACAGACACCUGAAUUAGGGGACUCCUCGACUACAGAUGUGCGUGCUAGCAACACUGGCCAAACAAAAAGUAAUGCUGAUGGGACACCUUGGAGUGUUGACAGCCUUCUAUGUGAGGACAUCAUCGAUAGAGUUCCUCUACCCAAGCUCCAGUUGUUAGGUCAGUCAAAGGAACUGAAAGAUCUUCUGAGCAAUCCCCAUCUGAGACGGCUACUGCGCUCUGUAGACACUGCGGAGAGUAAAGACAAUGCCAUGAAGACCGUAAUGCAGGAGCCGUUGUUCGUCGAGUUUGCAGAUCGGUGUUUGAAUAUUGUACAAGGGGAUGGUCAGUAAUUAACAUAUGAUGGAGAUGAUGAUGAUCUCAGUGGAGUCAUGUCUUUCUAUUUCACCUACACCGUUAAUGUUAUUUCGGAUGGAUGCCAAUGUACUUUAUUUAAAACUUUUAGCUAUUAAAAACAGAGAUGACACUGAUGACAGAGCAGUCAGGACACCUUUGGUAACACCAGUUUAUUUCAGUCAUAAAUACAGCGAUUUUAAGCUUCGUUGUAGAGGUAGAACCAACCCAACACGACUCACCGUUAGUUAAAUUUAGAGCAGAAAAAAAAUAAACCAUUAACAAAGAGACUGUAAAAAAAAAAAAAAAAAAAUUAAAUGUUUUGACCUCUAUGACAAA
This is a messenger RNA of Cynoglossus semilaevis (tongue sole), 929 nucleotides long. RefSeq names its product zinc finger, HIT-type containing 3 (gene znhit3). Gene Ontology annotation, biological process: box C/D snoRNP assembly; maturation of LSU-rRNA from tricistronic rRNA transcript (SSU-rRNA, 5.8S rRNA, LSU-rRNA); snoRNA localization. Lineage: Eukaryota; Metazoa; Chordata; Actinopteri; Pleuronectiformes; Cynoglossidae. Gene Ontology annotation, molecular function: protein binding. Gene Ontology annotation, cellular component: pre-snoRNP complex; nucleus. The record is from RefSeq and is a predicted model, not a curated record. The transcript has 5 exons. Bases 137 to 589 code for a protein of 150 amino acids.